GCAUGGAUGAAACAAGUGAGCUCCAUCCCCUCUGCAGCGAUACAUGGCAGUGAAUGAAGAGAUGGAAUAGGUGGAAGGGCCUUUGGAGGUCCCUACUCCGAGUCCUGAGCAAUGGGACAUCCCUAGAGAGAAAGCCAGUGCCUUGGAUGGGCUAGAAUGGAGCUGCUUUUCUUCCUUCUGAGACUCUAGCCAUUCCUAAACAAUGAGUCACAGCCUUUUUAAAGAAAGUUCAGACCCCACAUCUUGCUGAGUUCUUGAACUACAAGUUGAGCCCAGCCGGCAGAGAGCAUUUCCUCCCAAAUCAGAGGCUGUCUGGUGUGAGCUUCCUUCCAGUUAUUCUAGCCCUUGCAAAGCAAUGGAGGACACUGGACCACCAAGGCUAGAGGAUACACACGGUGAAUGAAAAACAGCACAAAUAUUCCCAGUUGGCAUUUCCCUUUUUGGAUUCAUGAUGUCUGGGUUCUGCUGACACUGGGCAUAUUCAGGAAAAUGGGACUGGGCAAGAUUUGUCUUCUAGCUGCCUUCUUGCGCCUGUCAGGAGCAAUUCUGGAUAUAACCCUGAUCGCCAACGUCCUGAGCCCCUCGCACACCAGCUUCUACCUCACUUGUGUGUCAGGCGAGCGGAAUGUUAGCCUUCUUCUUGAGAGAGACAAUAGAAUUAUCAUGACCCCGCCUAAGUCCAAGUUCCAGAUCUACAAGAACAGCAGCAACAAGGUGCAGAUGCGUGGCUUCUCUAGAGCAGAUCUGGUGGGCAUCACAUACUGCUUGGGACAGACCCAGACAGAACAAACCAGAGUAGUAUAUGUGCACAACAAUAUGAAUGCCAACCUGGUCCCGGAAAAGGCAACACAGACAGUCAGCCUCUUCCAGUCAGCUGAGCUUGUUGCCAAGAUAAAGCAUGAAAAGCACACGGACAUUUUGUGGAAAAGGAAUGGCUCCUUCUAUCAGACCACAGACAAGGGUGAAGUGAAGGGCAACCGAUUCACUCUGUCCCUGCCAUCUGUAAGAGUGGCUGAUGGAGGGGUUUACAGUGCCUCAUUCAUGGGGGACAGCCCCUUGUCAAGUGCUUCCUACAGACUGAUUGUGCGAGGUUGUACAGCCAAGAAAUGGGGUGUCCUUUGUGACAAGGACUGUUCGGACUGCCUGAAUGGGGGCAUAUGCCAUCAUAUCGUGGGAGAAUGCAUUUGCCCGCCAGGUUUCAUGGGCACCCGCUGUGAAAAAGCUUGUAGGGAAGGCAGGUUUGGGCGGAACUGUCAGGAACAGUGUCCCAGUGAGCAGGGCUGCAGGGGGCUGGCCUUCUGCCUGCCUGACCCAUAUGGCUGUUCCUGUGCUGCUGGAUGGAGUGGUCCCCAGUGUGGUUCAGCUUGUAACCACAGGACAUUUGGCCCUGACUGUGCCCUGGAGUGUCACUGUCAAAAUGGAGGCACCUGUAAUCGGUUCAGUGGGUGUAUUUGCCCAUCUGGUUGGCAUGGACAGCGUUGUGAGAAGUCAGAUCGGAUCCCCCAGAUCAUCAAUUUGAUCUCAUACCUGGAGUUCAAUCAAGGCGCUCAGCCUAUAAUUACCUGCAUGGCAACAGGCAACCCGCUCCCUGUGCGUGACAGCAUUGAACUGCGCAAGGCUGAUGGGACAGUGCUCAUGCCCAUCAAAGCUAUAAUGGAAAAAGAUAUGACUACCUGUGAAUUUCGGGUGCCACCACUUGUCUUCUCUGACACUAAUUUCUGGGAAUGCCGUGUCUCUACCACAGGUGGGCAGGAUAGUGGCAAGUUCAAGGUCACCGUAAAAGUGCCUCCCGAGCCACUUAGCCCUCCCAGGCUUCUAGCCAAGCAGAGUCGGCAGCUUGUGAUAUCCCCCGUGGAACAUUUCUCGGGUGACGGACCUAUCAUCUCUAUCAAGGUUCUUUAUAGGCCAAAUGAUGACACAUCUCACUGGUUAUCCAUUGUAGUUGACAAUAUCCAGAAUAUCACCCUGAUGAACCUCCGACCUGUCACUGCCUACCUUGUUAAGGUUCAGCUGACACGCCCUGGAGACAGAGGAGAAGGUGCUGUGGGGCCUCACGCUGUCAUGGUAACAGAGUGCCAAGAGCCAACAGCCAAACCUGUGAUUGAAAGUUACUUUGUUGAAGGAAGAAAUACACUUUAUGUGAACUGGAAUUUGACCAAUAGUGACAACGUAGCCACCGGUUUCCUGGUCCGGCUCUAUGACUCAUCUAAGGUGCUCGUACAUCAGGAGAACAUCUCUUCCAUCAUUGUACAAUCUGCCAGGAUCCCAAACUUGAAGUUCAACAAGGACUACAGCCUGGAGGUGCUAGCCUAUCAUUGCACCAAACUGGGACCUCCUUCUGACCUGUACAAGGUCAAGAUCAACAGCAAAGGCCCCUCAUCCCCGCGGUCUCUGACAAUGGAACCACUCACUGACAGCACCAUCCAGCUCACCUGGCAGCCCCCUGAAUAUCCCAAUGGGGGCAUCAUCAAGUACACUGUGGAGGUGCAACCACUGGGGGGUAACAGUGAGCCUCAGUGGGUGGACACAGACAACGACUGGGAGACUACAAAGAUCAUCUCAAGGCUCAACGCCAAUACAUCCUACCAGUUCCGGGUGCGAGCCAAUUCCCAUGUGCCAGGCGAGUGGAGCAAGCCUGUGAGAGCUGUGAUUCUAGGUGAUGGAGCCUUGAGCCAAGUGCCCACACUGGAGAGCAAGAACUUGUCCCCAUCUAGUCUGGACCAGCAGUUACUCUUAGCCAUCAUGGGGUCUGUCUCUGUCACCUGCCUGACAAUACUCUUUGCCCUCCUUACCCUUUUUCUGAUCAGGAAGAAUUUCUUUCACCGGCGCCGCACUUUCACCUACCAGUCAGGCUCUGGGGAAGAGACCAUUCUGCAGUUCAACUCAGGUACAUUGACUCUGACACGUCGGCCCAAACCACAGCCUGAGCCACUCAGCUACCCUAUUCUGGAAUGGGAAGACAUCAAGUUUGAGGACAUGAUCGGGGAAGGGAACUUCGGGCAAGUCAUCCGGGCCAUGAUCAAGAAAGAUGGCCUAAGAAUGAAUGCAGCCAUCAAGAUGCUGAAGGAAUUUGCCUCUGAGAAUGAUCACCGGGACUUUGCUGGAGAACUGGAAGUCCUUUGCAAGCUGGGCCACCAUCCCAAUAUCAUAAACUUGCUGGGCGCUUGUGAGAAUAAAGGUUACUUGUAUAUUGCUAUUGAAUAUGCACCCUAUGGGAACUUGCUUGAUUUUCUGCGCAAGAGCCGAGUCCUCGAGACAGAUCCUGCUUUUGCAAGAGAACAUGGGACAGCAUCAACCCUCACAUCCCAGCAACUCUUGCAGUUUGCAUCUGAUGUGGCCAAAGGCAUGCAGUAUUUGAGUGAGAAACAAUUCAUUCACAGAGACCUGGCUGCCAGGAACAUCCUGGUGGGAGAGAACCUGACUUCCAAGAUUGCUGACUUUGGCUUGUCCCGGGGGGAGGAGGUCUAUGUAAAGAAGACCAUGGGCCGCUUGCCAGUUCGCUGGAUGGCCAUCGAGUCCUUAAAUUACAGCGUAUACACAACCAAGAGUGACGUGUGGUCGUUUGGUGUCCUCUUGUGGGAAAUUGUUAGCCUGGGAGGGACGCCAUAUUGUGGCAUGACAUGUGCUGAGCUCUAUGAGAAGCUGCCUCAAGGAUACCGCAUGGAAAAGCCUCUCAACUGUGAUGAUGAAGUGUAUGAACUGAUGCGUCAGUGCUGGCGGGACCGGCCCUAUGAACGCCCACCCUUCUCCCAGAUCUCAGUGCAGCUCAUCCGCAUGCUGGAAGCCAGGAAGGCCUACGUGAACAUGGCUCUGUUUGAAAAUUUCACCUAUGCAGGGAUUGACGCAACAGCUGAGGAGGCAUGAGAGACCCAAACACUGACCCCAGCAUGGGGCACAACUAGGACACAUAUGGAAGAGGAACCUCCUACACAUAUGCCCCAAGGCCCUCCCUUGUAUUGUUAUACAGACUAUGUUGGACACAUGGCAUAGAGAAACUCGUCUAUUGUAGAGGCUUCUGCCUGGACUCUGCCCUCAUGUCUUCUUUCCGUUUCCUGACCACCAGGGCACGGACAGCGCACAUCAUGAAUAAUGGCAGGAUCCAGUCCAGCUACACAGAAACACAAACUUUUUCACAGAUAGCAUCCACUUUCCUUCCAAGGAACUCAGAGUGUGUUGUAAAAGUGUUUUUCCUCUUUCCCAUUUUAUAGUCAAAGCAACCCUGUAAGGUAAGUUAGUCUGAGAGCUGUUAACUGGCCCAAGGUCACCCAAUUGAAUAAGGAUUUGAAUCCAGGUCUCUCCAGUCCUAGUUCAAUGUUCUUGUUGCUAUACUUUUCUUUGCAAUUGUUUCCCAUCGUUAUCUGUUUCUCUUUAACAGGUACCAUGGGUAGUAUUGCACCAUCUCACCCAUAAUGUUAUAAAUUGUCACACCCUUGAAUAAUUGGAGGAGCAAUUUCUCCUCUUCCACUUGUCCUUUCGUGUUUGCUUUUUCACAGCUUUCUCCUUAUUCAGCAUGUUCUUCUGUGCAGGUCAAUGUGUGUGUUGACCCCCAAUUAAGUCUGUUGAAAAAAAUCAUAAGGCCAGUGUGUUUGCAGGGAGAAAAGCAUUAUACUAGAACUUCCUUGCACAAAGCACCCCCAUACAUUGCCCCAAAGCAGGUGCAUUUCCACAAAUGUGGCGAGUGGAUUCCACCCCACCCACCCCCAACAGACAGAACAUUGCAGACAGAGAUUAGCCUUGGAUGCAGAGCCAGCCAUACCCUCAAAGGGUCUGGUACAGCCCCAUGCUCUGAGUUCAGUUGCUGGCUGCAAACAGCAAGUCUCUACUCAGUAUGGAAUUAUGAGGAAUAAUCAGUCACAAUCAGUAAAACAAAAGGGAUAUACAUUAGCAGAAACUAAUGAAGUAUAAAAGACAUGCUUGGAACAGUCCCUGGAAGUUUGGGGACAAAACUUCUGUGAAAAUGGGAAGGCCAAGGUGGGAUAUUCUGCUGCAGUAGGAUCUUGUUAGCUAUACUGCCCCUGAAUCUGGAGACUGCAGUGGUGGGAAGGGGGUGGGAGGGGAAUAUGUUCCAUAGAACAUGUGUUGAAGUGAGAGAUGCAAAAUGGACAGCAGAUAUCAAUGCCUCCAGCAAUUCUAUGCUUCCUCUGCCUACAAUUUAUACGUAAUAAAGAAUG
Molecule: messenger RNA, 5171 nt
Organism: Eublepharis macularius
Lineage: Eukaryota; Metazoa; Chordata; Lepidosauria; Squamata; Eublepharidae
Gene: TIE1
Product: tyrosine kinase with immunoglobulin like and EGF like domains 1
Exons: 23
Coding region: 400-3864 (1154 amino acids)
Biological process (GO): cell surface receptor protein tyrosine kinase signaling pathway; protein phosphorylation; multicellular organism development
Cellular component (GO): signaling receptor complex
Molecular function (GO): ATP binding; transmembrane receptor protein tyrosine kinase activity; protein binding
Source: RefSeq, a predicted model, not a curated record